Bemisia tabaci is the source of this 1922-nucleotide messenger RNA. NCBI's taxonomy places the organism in Eukaryota, Metazoa, Arthropoda, Insecta, Hemiptera, Aleyrodidae. The record is from RefSeq and is a predicted model, not a curated record.
UCCCGUUUAGUGGCUCCGGCGCGUAAUUUCGCUGUUCGUAUAAGCGUUGCUUCUCAUUACCGUUGGUGGCAUCCCAAAGGUAGUAUCUGUGCCUCGCGACGGAGGAGCGAAGUCUCCCGAGAAUUAUCGACAAAGUUUUCGCAAACGUUCCCAAAUACUAUUUAAAAGGGCUCAUUAGUGAGAAAAUGGCAGAAAAUCGUCCGAUUGACAUCCUUGUGUUGGGAGCCACCGGAUUCACCGGUCAGCGUGUUGUGGCGAAGCUCGUGGAAAUCGCAAAGCAACAUGGUCAAAUCCGUUGGGGUGUCGCUGGACGAAACCUUGAGAAGCUCCGAGCAGUGCUGAAGGAAGCCGCUAAAAAAACCGGUGAAAAUCUAGAAAACAUACCGAUAGUGAUUGCAGACGUUACAGAUGAAAAAAGUUUGGCAGAUAUGGCCUCAAAAACAAAAGUUGUUAUCAACGUAUGUGGUCCUUACGCGUUUUAUGGGGAGCCUGUGGUCAAGGCUUGCAUAAAUAGCGGCACGCAUCAUCUUGAUGUCAGCGGGGAACCACUGUACAUGGAAAGUGUUCAGUUGAAAUACCAUGCUUCAGCUGACGAGAAAGGAGUUUACGUCAUCACUGGUUGCGGUUUAUCCGGCGUUCCCGCCGACGUAGGAACUAUUUUCCUGCGAAAACAGUUCGAUGGAGCUCUCAAUUCAGUGGAAAUUUUCUUGUCAGCUGAGGAGCAACCCUCCAGUGAGAAAAAUAAAAGCUCAGCAAUUGGUCACUACGCUACAUGGGAAAGUGCAGUGAACGGACUGCCAUUAGCGAAGGAAUUGAAAGCUGUCAGAUCUAGAUUAUUCUCUAAAAAGAUGCCAGUGCAUAAGCCUCGGUUGGAGUCCAGGUUUCCAAUCCACAAAAAUGCCUUGGUUGGAGGUAAAUGGUGUUUACCGAUGAAAGGAGCCGACAAGUCUAUAGUUGUGCGCUCCCAGCGCUACCUUCACGAACUAUACCGGGAAAUACCUGCCCAAGCUGACGUCCACGUUGCGAUUCGCGACUUUGUGUCCAUGUCUAUCCUGGUUUUCUUCGCACUCAUAUUUAUGCUCUUGGCGAAAUUUUCCAUCGGCAGGAGUCUUUUACUCAAGUAUCCUAAGAUAUUUUCGAGGGGUUGCUUCAGUCAUGAAGGACCAACUGAGGAAGCCCAGAAGAAUAGUGUGGUCUCAUUUACUUUUUUCGGCAGGGGUUGGUCACAAAAAACUGGACCUGCCGCCACCCUUCCGGACAAGACUGUCACCACAAGGUUGGUUCUCAGAAGUCCCGGUUAUGGAUUCACGGCCACAUCAAUUAUUUUAUGCGCAAUGACUAUCUUGGAGGAGUCAGAAAACAUGCCCUUAAGAGGUGGAGUAUACCCUCCCGGUGCUGCGUUUGCAAAAACGUCCCUGAUAGAGAAGUUGGAUAGGCAUGGUGUCCAUUUUGAAGUCAUACGCUCAACAUGAAGACUUGAAAUUAAUACUCAGGAGACAAUAACUUUUCGAGAAAAUCCCAUUAUAAUAUGACUUUCACUAUCAACAACAUCUUGAGUGUCUAAUGGGUUGAUGAAUCGAGUCAUGCACGAUGUUGAAAAAGACUGUAAAUCAAAACUCAUGAAGUACGUGGAUGUCACGUCAACUUUUCACAUAAUUGAAUUUGAUAUCUAUAAGUUGCUUUGAUAAAGGGAAAAGCGAGAGACUGGGAAAAAGAAGGUCAGUUAUGAAAUAUUCGCUAGGGAUUUAAGAAAAAAAUCGCAGCUUUCGUUACCACCUGAUAAAAAAAUAACGCGAUGACAGCGCCCAAGAAUAUUCCAUUUCUCGUCUUAAAGCACUAGAAGUGCAUAUAUGUAACUAUUUUAAUGUUAAACACAUUACAACAUGAUGUAAAUACAUUAUUUAUUCUUAGAGUGCAAUGUA